Ostreococcus lucimarinus CCE9901 is the source of this 1693-nucleotide messenger RNA. RefSeq lists its product with no specific name. Gene Ontology annotation, molecular function: acyltransferase activity, transferring groups other than amino-acyl groups; iron-sulfur cluster binding. Bases 15 to 1682 code for a protein of 555 amino acids. Gene Ontology annotation, biological process: tRNA wobble base 5-methoxycarbonylmethyl-2-thiouridinylation. Gene Ontology annotation, cellular component: elongator holoenzyme complex; cytoplasm; nucleus. NCBI's taxonomy places the organism in Eukaryota, Viridiplantae, Chlorophyta, Mamiellophyceae, Mamiellales, Bathycoccaceae. The record is from RefSeq and is a predicted model, not a curated record. The transcript has a single exon.
CGGCGUCGCGCGCCAUGGCGCGCGAUCGCCCCGCGGACGUCGCCGGGCGCAGCGAGAGCGAGCGUAAGGUGCUGGCGAUCGCGGACAUCGUCGCGCAGCUCGUCGCGCGCGACGCGAGCGAUGGAUUCAUGAACUUGAACUCGGUCAAAAACGCGACGAGCCGCAAGUACAAGCUUUCGAAGGCGCCGAAGCUCACCGAACUCAUCGCGGCGGUGCCGGUGGAACAUCGCGAUCAGUUGCUGCCGAAACUCAGGGCGAAACCGGUGCGAACGGCGAGCGGGGUGGCGGUGGUGGCGGUGAUGAGUAAACCGCAUCGGUGCCCGCACAUAGCGACGACGGGCAACGUGUGCGUGUACUGCCCGGGAGGACCCGAUAGUGAUUUUGAGUACUCCACGCAGUCUUACACUGGAUAUGAACCGACGUCGAUGCGAGCGAUACGGGCGAGGUACGAUCCGUACGCGCAGUCUCGAGGACGGGUGGACCAGUUGCGACGGCUGGGACACGCGGUGGACAAGGUGGAGUUCGUGCUCAUGGGAGGGACGUUCAUGUCGCUGCCGAUCGAUUAUAGAGAUUUUUUCAUCAGAAAUUUGCACGAUUCGCUCAGUGGGGCGAGCUCGUCGUGCGUGGAUGAGGCUGUGAAGGCGUCGGAGCAGAGUAGGACGAAGUGCGUGGGGUUGACGAUUGAGACGCGGCCGGAUUAUUGUCAGUCACCGCAUUUGCGACAGAUGUUGUCGUACGGGUGCACGCGAUUGGAAAUCGGUUUGCAGAGCAUCUAUGAAGACGUCGCGCGCGACACCAAUCGUGGGCACACCGUGGCGGCGGUGCAAAAGUGUUUUGAAUUAGCCAAAGACGCGGGAUUUAAAGUCAUCGCGCACAUGAUGCCGGAUUUGCCAAACGUGGGCAUGGAGCGCGAUUUGGAGUCGUUUCGAGAAUUUUUCGAGUCGCCUGAUUUUAGAACAGAUGGCUUGAAGCUUUAUCCUACGCUCGUCAUUCGAGGUACAGGAUUGUACGAGUUGUGGCGCACCGGCAAGUAUAGAAAUUACCACCCCGAGCGCUUGGUGGAUUUAGUCGCGCGAGUGCUCGCGCUCGUCCCACCCUGGGUCCGGGUCUAUCGCGUCCAGCGCGAUAUUCCCAUGCCUCUCGUCACCGCGGGCGUGGAGAAGGGUAACCUUCGUGAGCUCGCGAUGGCGCGCAUGGCGGAUCUAGGCUUAAGAUGUCGCGACGUGCGCACGCGCGAAGUCGGCUUACAAGAUAUUCAUAACCGCGUCGCUCCGACGCACGUUGAACUCGUCCGUCGCGACUACGUCGCCAAUGGCGGGUGGGAGACAUUCUUAUCUUACGAAGAUCCGCGACAAGACAUCUUGGUAGGACUCUUGCGUCUUCGCAAGUGCGGUCGAACGGCCGCCAAGACGUCGCCUGCGCUCAAGGGCAAAUGUUCCAUGGUUCGCGAGCUUCACGUCUACGGCACCGCCGUCGCCGUGCACUCGCGACACAAGGGUCGCUUUCAACACCGCGGGUAUGGCACUUUACUCAUGCGCGAGGCCGAGCGCAUCGCUCGCGAAGAACACGGCUCGAGCAAGCUCGCCGUGAUUUCCGGCGUCGGCACGCGACACUACUAUCGCAAGCUCGGAUACGAAUUAGAAGAAACCUACAUGGUGAAGCAUCUCUCCGCGAACGAGUAGCGCCGAGUCCA